AAAUGACCAAAAAUAGAGGAUACCAAAUGAACACCCAAUCCUGGAAUUACUCACAAUAACUUAAAUCAUUUUCAUUCAUAAUUUUGUUCGAGUAUACUUCAAAAUGAGUCUACUUUAUUACUCCAUAGUAUGGAAUGGAUGUGUAAAAAUGUCAACAUUGAAAUGGUUUGGAGAAUCCCUUAAAUAAAGUUUAAGAACGCACACUCGAAACCGAAGGCUUGAACCUCUGGAUUUCCUGACUACCGCCACAUUCAAAGCAUAACCGGCUGCCGUUUUCCGUGUUAACGAUUCCGGUUACUCCCACGCACUCUCAUAUCUCCUUCCCGGCCCUCUGUUUCGCCGAUCGCCGGAGGGAGACAUGGCUUUGUGCGUCACCGACACGGCCCAUGCCCUGUCUUGCAGGGACAGCAAAGCCGCAGCUCACCUCAAGCUUAUUUCCGUUUUCGUAAUCUUCUUCACGAGCGUUAUCGGGAUAUCCUUACCGGUCGUACUCGCCCGAUUGUUUCACGGAAGACCUGUUUACGACAAGGCGAUUCUGAUCAUCAAGUGCUUCGCCGCCGGCGUGAUUCUCUCCACAUCGCUCGUGCACGUGCUUCCUGACGCCUAUGACGCGCUCUCCGACUGCCAGGUGGCGUCCAGGCAUCCGUGGAAGGACUUCCCCUUCUCAGGCCUCAUAACUUUAGUCGGCGUUCUGACGGCACUGUUGGUUGACUUGACGGCGACUUCUCACGUAGAGAGUCACGGUCACGGGAAUCGGAACCUUAAAGUGACGAAGGAUUACACUCCUAUAGGAGCGAGCGAAGAAUUGGGAGUAGUGGAGAAGAAAUUGGGGGUGGAGGAGAAAGAGGUGGAACUGGGGAUAGCAGCGGCGGCUGUUGAGGAAGACGAAUCAGUGAGGCUCAAGCAAAAAUUGGUGUCCCAAGUUCUGGAAAUUGGGAUAAUAUUUCACUCUGUGAUCAUCGGGGCGACGAUGGGAAUGUCUCAGAACCAGUGCACCAUACGGCCGCUCGUGGCGGCGUUGGCAUUUCACCAGAUCUUUGAAGGGAUGGGUCUCGGUGGUUGCAUUGCACAGGCGGGAUUUAGUAUUGGAACAACAGCUUACAUGAGCUUCAUGUUCUCAGUAACAACCCCAAUGGGAAUAGUAUUGGGUAUGAUUGUCUUCUCGGUUACUGGGUACGAUGACAGCAGCUCAAAUGCCCUGAUUCUUGAAGGUUUGCUUGGUUCCUUGUCCUCUGGUAUACUUAUAUACAUGGCGCUUGUUGAUCUCAUAGCUCUCGACUUCUUUCAUAACAAGUUGAUGAGUUCUGAACCAUUUUUGAAGAAGGCAUCUUUUGGUGCCCUUGUUCUUGGCUCUACAUCCAUGUCAAUUCUUGCCCUAUGGGCUUGAAUCUCUAGGUGUCUAAAAUAUGUAUUUACAUAUGCCCGAUUAACCCUUUGGGUAUUAGAAUUAGGUAUGUAUCAAUCUUGACUCUUGAGCAUAUGUAAAUUUUCUUUGAAUACUAUGAUAAUCCAUUCAUCCCGCAUAUAUAUGGAAAUUAAUUUUAGUGUUUCGCUCGAAGUGAUUUUGUACAAGCUCUGCAUUUUUUAUUAAGUUAUGUCAUCUCAAAAUCAUAGUCAUUUAUUUAAUGUCUAAUAAUACCAAUAUAC
This is a messenger RNA of Cuscuta epithymum, 1647 nucleotides long. NCBI's taxonomy places the organism in Eukaryota, Viridiplantae, Streptophyta, Magnoliopsida, Solanales, Convolvulaceae. The record is from the annotation of a GenBank genome assembly.